Molecule: messenger RNA, 1115 nt
Organism: Capsicum annuum
Lineage: Eukaryota; Viridiplantae; Streptophyta; Magnoliopsida; Solanales; Solanaceae
Product: phosducin-like protein 3
Exons: 4
Coding region: 165-920 (251 amino acids)
Biological process (GO): protein folding
Cellular component (GO): cytoplasm
Source: RefSeq, a predicted model, not a curated record
GAGAAGUACCUUCAAAGUCAUUUGUAGAAGUAUCUAGGUACUUCUUCAAAUUACUACUCUUUCUAGGUACUCAAUCUGCAAUUUUGUCAAAUUGUGCAACCGGGUUUUCGGGUCAAUAAACUGAAACAAAAACUGAAAAAUCCCCAAAUCAUUUUCAUCAAAAAAUGGGGGAUUAUCAUUUUGUGUACAAAGAUGUAGAAGGAGCAUCAACACAAUGGGAUGAUAUACAAAGAAAGCUUGGAAAUCUACCACCAAAACCCCCAAUUUUCAAACCCGACCCGUUUACACCGGCUGAAGAUGAAGGUUCAAAGGCUAAAGAUAAAGAUUGGAUUGAUGAGAAAACUCAAGAUGAGCUUGAUGAUUUAGAAGAUGAUCCUGAUGUUAAUGAUGAUCGUUUUCUCCAAGAAUAUAGGAUGAAGAGGAUAGCCGAGAUGAAGGAAGUUGCUAAGAUUGUGAGAUUUGGAUCAGUGACACCAAUUUCCGGAUCAGAUUUUGUGCGGGAGGUUUCCCAAGCUCCAGAAGACAUCUGGGUGGUUGUGCUUCUGUAUAAGGAUGGGUACUCAGACUGCCAGAUACUUUUGCAGUGCUUAGAUGAAUUGGCCACAAAAUACCCUGCAACAAAAUUUGUCAAAAUUAUCUCUACCGAUUGCAUUCAGAACUAUCCUGAUUGUAAUCUUCCAACUGUUUUGGUAUACCACAAUGGUGCAUUGAAGUCGAAUUAUGUUGGAGUUCGCAGCUUUGGUCGGAGAUGCACACCUGAAGGUGUUGCAUUGACCCUCUGCCAGUCAGAUCCUGUUCUAAACGAUGGGCGUAGCAAGAAGGAACAGUCCCGAGAAGCUGUGCUGGAAGGAGUAAGGGAAAGAUUUCUCGAGAAGGUUGUGGCACAGCAUGAAGACGAUGAUGGAUCUUCUAGUGAUUAGUCCUGAAAUUAUGUUUGCAUCUUUUGUGGUUUUGAUGAAAUAUGAAUACUUUCUAGUGAUACUUCUGAUGCACCUCUGUUGUUUCAUUUUCGGUUUUCCCUUGCUAAACCACUCCGUAGGUUUCGGAUGUGUGAAAUAUUCUCUAGCUAGGUUUGCUCAAUGAAAAUGCUUACCGCACCGAGUUAUUUUUCCGAA